Eucalyptus grandis is the source of this 1062-nucleotide messenger RNA. Its product is annotated as protein SRG1-like. The transcript has 3 exons. The coding region runs from base 1 to 1062 and encodes 353 amino acids. The record is from RefSeq and is a predicted model, not a curated record. Lineage: Eukaryota; Viridiplantae; Streptophyta; Magnoliopsida; Myrtales; Myrtaceae.
AUGGAGGAGAAGGAGGAAGGGGUGAACUUGAACUGGACGCUGCCGGUGUCGAGUGUGCAAGAGCUGGUGAGGCAGCGACAACCGGAUGCUGUGCCCCCCAAGUACCUCCGCGACGACAUAGUAAUGGCUAGUCACCAUCGAGAGUUGUCGCAGGGCUUGCCUCGCAUCAAUAUGGGGAAGCUGAUGGAUACUCCUUCUCGAUCCACCGAGCUCUGCAACCUUCACUCUGCCUGUCGUCAAUGGGGUCUUUUCCUGUUAGUGAACCUUGGAGUGUUGGAUGAAGGGAUGAGGAUGAUGAAGGAGAACGUGCAAGGGUUCUUCGAUCUGCCCCACCACGAGAAGCAAAAGUCAGCCCAGAAACCCGGAAGUCUCGAAGGUUACGGGCAAGCUUUCGUCACCUCUCACGACCAGAAGCUGCAGUGGAACGACACGAUCUUUCCUCAAAUGCCAUCCUGCUCAUGCAAGAAAUCUCGAUCUGUGGCCAAAAAAUCCCCCGGAAUUCUGGUCAUUCGGAUAGCACUGGAGAAAUACAGCGAAGAUAUGAGGAAGCUGGCAGCGGAAGUAGUGAAGUAUAUUGGAAUGGCGUUGGGGAUUCAUGAAGGCGAAUUGGAUCUGUUGACGAAAAGUUUCGGAGAAGGGAAAUACGAGGUCAAGAUGAAUUGCUACCCAGCAUGCCCAGAACUUGAGAGAGCAAUAGGCCUGUUGCCACAUGCCGACAUCUCGGGGAUCACCCUGUUGACGGAGUGCGGCAACAUCCCUGGCCUUCAGGUCCUUAGAAAGGACAACUGCUGGGUCAUGGUUCCACCCAUUCCCGGUGGCAUCGUCGUGAAUUUAGGUCAAAUCAUGGAGGUUUAUAGCAAUGGCACGUACAGAGCGCCGGAUCACAGAGCAGUGGUGAACAAAGAGAAGGAGAGGGUGUCCAUAGCAACCUUUUGCUAUCCCAGCCCGUCUCUUCCGGUCGGACCUUCUCCACAGCUCCUCGCAGCCACCGGACUCCCCCCUAUCUACCAAACCCUCUCGAACUCGGAGAAUUCUGUAGUGCUUCUUAAGCCACAAGCUUGA